Molecule: messenger RNA, 1442 nt
Organism: Psammomys obesus (fat sand rat)
Lineage: Eukaryota; Metazoa; Chordata; Mammalia; Rodentia; Muridae
Gene: Tasl
Product: TLR adaptor interacting with endolysosomal SLC15A4
Exons: 2
Coding region: 93-989 (298 amino acids)
Biological process (GO): regulation of toll-like receptor signaling pathway
Source: RefSeq, a predicted model, not a curated record
CUUUUGGAAAGAUCCGUGACUGGCUAGCUCAUCUCUAUUAGGUUAGUCACUGUGUUGCCACAGGAUCCCAGGAGCAGACUAUUUGGUGAAGAAUGCUGUCAGAAGGGUAUCUCAGUGGACUUGCCUACUUGAAUGACAUUCAGUGGAAUUGUGCAUCUUAUAAUGAACCAGUCGCUGGGGAGCAGGGCAAGGCAACAAAUUCUCUUGCUGCUCUUUCAUAUUCCUCUGUGGAUGAAACAAAAGUUCAAAGUCUUUAUGUGAGCUACAAAUCCUCUGGGAAGUUUAUUUCAUCAGUGCAUGCAAGAGGGAGUCAGCACAGCAGAAGACAGAGCAGAACAGUGCUACAGGCAAACCCCAACCCUGUGUUUGAAAGUCCAACCUUGGCUGAAGUUGACAUAUGCAGAGAUGUGAUUAGGGAGACCUACUUGGUUCCACCUUCUUGCAAAAGUAUUUGCAAAAAUUACAAUGACUUACAUAUUGCAGGGGGCCAGGUGAUGGCCAUUAACUCAAUUAUGGCAGAUUUUCCCUCAGAGAGCAGCUUUGAAGAUGGUCCUUUGCUGAAGUCAUCUGAGAUUCCUUUGUCCAUGGAGGAUUCCAUUUCCACUCACCCCACUGAAUUUCCCCUCAAACCAAUCCAGCGGUACUCAUCCUACUGGAAAAUCACCAGCAUCAAAGAGAAAAGCAGCCUGCAAAUGCAGAAGCCUAUUUCCAAUGCAGUGCUCAAUGAAUACCUAGAGCAGAAGGUGGUUGAGUUAUAUAAGCAAUACAUUAUGGACACCGUGUUUCAUGACAGUUCUCCAACCCAGAUUCUGGCAUCAGAACUCAUCAUGACUAAUGUGGACCAAAUUAGUCUUCAAGUGUCUAGAGAGAAGAACCUGGACACUUCAAAAGUCAAGGACAUAGUGAUUAGCCACCUAUUGCAGUUGGUAUCAUCUGAGAUCAGCACUCCUAGUCUCCAUAUUUCUCAGUAUAGCAAUAUAAAUCCAUAGAGAAAAUUCCUCUCAAUUCUUCCCAUUCCUACCAAUCCCAAAAGAACACUGUAUUCAUUUAUUCAGAGAACACGAAGGAGGGAACUGUGGAAGGGAGUUAAGGACUAGUGAAGGAGAGUUUGAUAAAUCUCAUACUACUAUACCUACUGAGGGAAUACAGGAAGAGGAACCAUGAGGAAUGGUUUCAAAUGCAGCAGAAUCAGAGCAAAAAUAAAAAUGAUUACAGAGAGAAGGAAGGUACUGUAAUUUGUAAUUUCAUCAGUGGAGUACUGAAAUUGAAAGAUAAGCCGUAUUGGGACAAAAGGAAACACUAUGGUCAAACUAAAACCCAAACGAUUUGAGGAUUGGGAAUUAAACAUGUUUCCUAUUCAUAUAAAUUCCUAUAAGUUGUUUCUUCUGGAAAGAAAUGGAUUACAAGAAGGUUGUUAAAUUUGGAUGGACUGGCAUUUUUUU